AAUGGCUCUUUGGAUAGACAAAUACCGUCCACGGGAAAUGUCAAAACUUACUUUUCACAAAGAACAAUCAGAAAAAUUAUCUUCGCUUGUAACUGACGGGGAUUUUUCUCAUCUUUUAUUUUGCGGGCCAGCAGGUGCAGGAAAGAGAACAAGAAUUAAUUGUUUACUUAAAAAGAUUUAUGGGAAAGGUGUAGAAAAUGUUCAUGUCGAAACACAUCAUUUUUCAAUUCCAAGUGGCAAAAAAUUGCAAAUAUUUGUUGUAAACAGUAAUUAUCAUAUUGAAUUGACACCUAGUGAUGUUGGGGUUUACGAUCGAGUUAUUGUACAAGAAAUUAUUAAAGACAUGGCACAAGUACAACAAUUGAAUAGAGCUUCACAAAAGGCAUUUAAAGUUGUUGUUUUAUUGGAAGCAGAAAAUCUUACUAAAGAAGCCCAACAUUCAUUGAGACGAACUAUGGAAAAAUAUGCCGCUAAUUGUAAAAUUAUUCUUUGUUGUGAAUCCGCAAGUAGAAUAAUUGAACCACUUAGAAGUCGUUGUAUGGUUAUUCGAGUAUCUGCACCUUCUGAUGAAGAAUUAUUAGAGUGUGUGGAGAAUGUUUGUACCCGGGAGCGUGUCCAAGCAUCAAAUGAAUGGCUCCGAAAAUUAGCUGAAAAAUCUAAUGGAAAUUUGCGUAGAGCUCUUUGUUUACUUGAAUGCAGUGUUUCACAAAAUGGACACAAUUUAGACAAGCAGCCAAUUGUUGAACCAGAAUGGGAAGGUUAUAUACGAGAUAUAGCUAAAUUAAUUGUUCAGACUCCAACUCAAAAUGGUUUAUUGGAUAUUCGUAAUCGUUUUUAUGAAUUACUUUGUCGUUGUAUUCCUUCUUCAAUUAUUUUUACGCAUUUAAUUCUUGAAUUAUCAAAAAUUCGGGAUACCUCGCCAAUAUUUCCUUUGAUUGUUUCAACAGCUGCCGAAUAUGAACAUUCAACUCGUUUGGGAAGUAAAGAUAUUAUACAUUUAGAAGCUUUUGUAGCUACCGUUAUGAGUUUAAUUGUUGAGAAAAGAUUGCAGAAAAUUUAA
Molecule: messenger RNA, 1060 nt
Organism: Meloidogyne enterolobii
Lineage: Eukaryota; Metazoa; Nematoda; Chromadorea; Rhabditida; Meloidogynidae
Source: the annotation of a GenBank genome assembly